CCCACAUGACCAGCUACGACUAAAACCUUUUCUCCAGAUAAUAGAGUAAAAUCGGAGGGACCAACUCAUCACUCACCAAAUCCUCUGAUCUUCUCUCUCUCUCUCUCUCUCUCUCUCUCUCUCUAAUUCAAAUCAUACUAGUAAUAAGGUCAAUCAAUAGACAAUGGCGAGAUACGAAGAGCUUCCAAUCCCAAUCUACUCCGCACUCGAAUCGGUCUACGGCGGAGACGCUGGUGGAUCUCAAGUCGAAGAAGCCCAGCUCCGAUUCGACAACUUGAAAUCCAAGUUCGUCCAAGUCUUCGGCCAUCUUCCCCACCUCUACGCUCGAUCACCAGGGCGAGUGAAUUUGAUUGGGGAACACAUUGACUAUGAAGGUUACUCGGUGCUGCCGAUGGCGAUUAGGCAGGACACAAUCGUGGCGAUUAGGAAGCGCGAUGUUGGGGACUCUGAAAAGCUUCUGAGGAUAGCCAAUGUUAGCGAGAAGUACUCCUUGUGUAUUUACCCUGCUGAUCCAGACCAGGAUAUUGAUCUGAGGAAUCAUAAAUGGGGUCAUUAUUUCCUUUGUGGGUAUAAAGGCUACUUUGAGUAUGUCAAAUCAAAAGGACUGGAAGUUGGUGUACCAGUUGGACUUGACGUAAUGGUUGAUGGUAUAGUUCCUACAGGGUCUGGAUUGUCAAGCUCUGCAGCAUUUGUUUGCUCUUCUACAAUUGCUAUAAUGGCUGCCUUUGAUGUGAAUUUGCCAAAGAAAGAGAUUGCACAGCUUACUUGUGAAUGUGAACGGCACAUUGGGACACAAUCUGGUGGAAUGGACCAGGCUAUCUCUGUCAUGGCUCAAUCUGGGUUUGCAGAGCUGAUUGAUUUCAACCCUGUUCGUGCAACCGAUGUCCAACUACCUGCUGGUGGUUCCUUUGUCAUUGCCAAUUCAUUGGCUGAAUCACAGAAAGCAAUCACUGCUGCUACGAAUUAUAAUAAUCGGGUUGUUGAGUGCCGGCUAGCUGCUAUUGUUCUGGGUAUAAAGCUUGGGAUGAAGCCCCAAGAGGCAAUAUCCGAAGUGAAAACUCUCUCUGAUGUAGAAGGGUUGUGUGUUUCAUUUUCUGGCAAUCGUGGAUCUUCUGAUCCUGUCAUAGCGGUCAAGGAACUGUUGAGUGAAGAGCCGUAUACAGCUGAUGACAUUGAGAAGAUUACUGAAGAAGAUUUGCAAUCUAUAUUUGCGAAUUCUCCAACUUCUUUGGAUGUCCUAAAAGCUGCCGAACACUUUAAGUUAUUUCAGAGAGCCUCACAUGUUUAUUCGGAAGCCAAGCGCGUACAUGCUUUCAAAGACACUGUAUCAUCAAACUUAAGUGAGGAGGACAUACUGAGGAAUCUUGGCAACCUUAUGAAUGAAAGCCAUAGUAGCUGCAGCAUUCUGUACGAGUGCAGCUGCCCAGAGUUGGAAGAACUAGUAAAGGUUUGUCGAGAUAAUGGUGCGCUUGGGGCAAGGCUUACAGGUGCCGGAUGGGGUGGUUGUGCUGUUGCUUUGGUAAAAGAGUCUAUUGUACCCCAGUUCAUCCUCAACCUGAAGGAGCAAUUUUAUCAAUCAAGAAUCGACAAGGGGGUGAUCAAUAAGAAUGAUCUUGGUCUCUAUGUUUUUGCUUCCAAACCAUCAAGUGGCGCUGCUAUUUUCAAAUUUUAGCAGUCUUUUUUAUUCUUUGUAGAGGAAACAUUGCAUUGCUUGUUUAUUAUGGAGGCAUUGAGUCCGCGAAUGGAAGUUGAUUCUCUUUCAUUUAAACGAUCUCUUUUCAUGUCUUUAAAAUUCUACUCUCUUUUUAAAAUUUUCAGAUUUCUCUC
This is a messenger RNA of Rhododendron vialii, 1827 nucleotides long. Its product is annotated as galactokinase-like. Gene Ontology annotation, cellular component: cytosol; cytoplasm. The transcript has 13 exons. Gene Ontology annotation, biological process: carbohydrate phosphorylation; galactose metabolic process. The record is from RefSeq and is a predicted model, not a curated record. The coding region runs from base 164 to 1672 and encodes 502 amino acids. Gene Ontology annotation, molecular function: galactokinase activity; ATP binding. NCBI's taxonomy places the organism in Eukaryota, Viridiplantae, Streptophyta, Magnoliopsida, Ericales, Ericaceae.